This is a messenger RNA of Ostrea edulis (European flat oyster), 2154 nucleotides long. RefSeq lists its product as uncharacterized. The record is from RefSeq and is a predicted model, not a curated record. NCBI's taxonomy places the organism in Eukaryota, Metazoa, Mollusca, Bivalvia, Ostreida, Ostreidae. The transcript is spliced from 4 exons. Bases 421 to 1167 code for a protein of 248 amino acids. Gene Ontology annotation, biological process: lipid metabolic process.
GCCUAUAGUGUAAAAAAAAAACAUUGUUUCUUUUAAUCUCUUUUAGGUGACCGCAAUGUUCUGAUCAUGUAGUCUACAUUCAUUGAAUAGAAAAUUAUUCAUUUUCAAUAGACUAGAAUAUAUAACUUAUAAGUAGGAUUCCUUUAAAUAUUGCUAUUAUUUCAUGCGUUUUAAAGUUGUUCUUUUUUUUUAUUUUGACCAAGAAUAGUAGUAAGACAUUUAAGAUGGCCUAAAGAGGGAUAACAAGCUGAAUAUACCAUGAAAUGAUUCUCUAUUACGUUUCCUGGCUAAAUGAUAAUUAUUUUCUUAGUUUUUGAACAAAUCAUCUUAAAUUUUGUUCAACUCUUUCAGUUAAGGAAAUAAAGUAAUAUUUCAUUUCAUCAUUAAUUGCACCAAAAGAAUAACUACUUCUGGCGGGGGAUGUCUAUUGAAGUUUCAUCCAGGCUUUUGGUGUGUUCCACAGGAGACAAAUGGUACGAUAAGAUGCUUUCUGUAAUACCUGGACAGAAGUACUUAAGAGCCAUUAUCUCAGCUGUCCACAACUAUGGACUGUACUCCACCACAUCAUUUCAUGACUGGAUUGGAUACGAAUUCACGAAACAGGUCCAAGAAAAAGAGAAGUCAGAAAAAGAGUCAAAUUCCGACAAGAAAACGAUCAAAGACAAACCAAAUAUCACGUUCAAAGAGGUAUAUGAUCUAUUCGGAUUUGAGCUAUGUGUGAUCGUAAGCAACGUUUCAACUCAAACGGAAGAAUACUAUCACCCCAAGACCACACCCGAUUUCCCUGUGAGGGAUGCUGUCAUAAUGUCCAUGUCCAUUCCUUUGCUUUUCGAACCUGUAACAAUACCAUUUUAUGAUGAGAAUGAAUACUACGUUGACGGUGGUGUUAUAUGCAACUUCCCCAUUCACUGUUUUGACGGAUGGUGGCUAUCUAUGGAUCCUGGAGACGCAUUCCCUGCAAAGUUUGGAGGCGAUUUCCAAGACCUCUGCAAGACGUUGAGAACAAAUCGAUUUGAGAACACUGACGGGGGAAAAAAAACUCUCGGAUUGCGUGUGGUACAUUUUUUUUUUUUACGAACUCUUAACUUUCUUUUCAUCUACUUCAUAAUUGUUAUGACAGAAUGCAUAUUGCUUCUAUAUUUCUUAAAGCGUUUCAGAUAUAUAUAAUGUGACAGGAACUCUAAUGAGAUAACCUUUCUUAUCUCUUUAACUCUGUUCCAUUAUUUUAUUGCUUUGAACGGCAUAAUUUAGCUACUUUAGGUAUUACUUAAGUACAAUUUAUAUUUUGCGAUAUUGUCAUUUCCGUUUUAAGUCAUAUAACUAAUUAUAAUUUCGGCCUAAUAUCGCCGGUUUUUGUUUCUCAUUUUCGUUUCCUUUUUUUCCUUGUUUUUUUUUUUUUUUUUUUUGGUCACACUAUACAUCCACUCUUUUUCAAUAUCAAUUGACAGCACAACAUUCAUUUACAAAUGACUCAGAAAAUAUAUACUUGCGUAUCUGCAUGUUAGAAUAGCCGCUUCUAAAAAGUGUGUAUUUAGUUAACAAAUUUAGGUUGUUGGUCAAGAUCUUCGUGCAAAGGUUUACGUAAUACAUGAAUGAAACGCAAUAUCGAUGAAAUUUAGAAUACAAGAGUUGCUUUUACAGGUAAUGGAAAAGAAACAGACAACAGAUCAGACAGAGGUAUGUCAUAUUUUUUGAAAAACAUCAAAUAUUUGGUAUUAUUAUCUUCAAAAUAAUACAGUCAAUUUCAUUGGUCGAGGGCUGGUCACGUUAGGGGAGACAAUUCAUGAUGUUUCCCUCACGCGCAGGGUAAACAAUUGUGUUGUAUCACUUUAGAAGAUAACUUGUAACGGCACAAGCGAGAAAGCUCUAUUGAAAACAUUUGAAAAUUGCGGGAUCUUUAAUCGUAAACUUCAGUGUCAACAUUAACGGUCACAAAUAACAAUUGAGAAGAAAAAUAUUUCCAUUCUAAUGCAAUUUUGCAUUUCACUUGAUGUUUACGUUUUUGUUUUGAAAUACGUUGCGAAAUGUUUACAUUUGACGUUAUGUUUUUCUACUGUGACGUCACAAUUAAAAGCUUUCUCUUUAACGUUCUCAAACCUCAAUAUUUUGCUUUCAUUAACAUAUAUAUCUAAUAAAUGUGUGAAAUUGAGUGUA